This is a messenger RNA of Sus scrofa (pig), 772 nucleotides long. It is a transcript of the gene SPC24, whose product is annotated as SPC24 component of NDC80 kinetochore complex. Gene Ontology annotation, biological process: chromosome segregation. Lineage: Eukaryota; Metazoa; Chordata; Mammalia; Artiodactyla; Suidae. Gene Ontology annotation, cellular component: Ndc80 complex. Gene Ontology annotation, molecular function: microtubule binding. The record is from RefSeq and is a predicted model, not a curated record.
UUCCGGAAGGGAGGCGGGACUUAUAGGGCUGUUAAAUUUGCGCGGGAUUGGUCCUGAUGUAGUCAUGGCGGCCUUCCGGGACAUGGAAGAAGUGAGCCAGGGGCUGCUGAGCCUGCUGGGCGCCAACCGCGCUGAGGCGCAGCAACGGCGGCUGCUGGGGCGCCACGAGCAGAUGGUGGAGCGGCUGCUGGAAACGCAAGACGGCGCCGAGCAGCGGCUGCGAGAGAUCCUCACCUUGGAGAAGGAGGUGGCCCAGAGCCUUCUUGAUGCAAAGGAGCAGGCACAGCAGGGCGGCACUCAGUUGCAGCAGCUUGAAGCCGAGCUUCAGAGGGCCAGCGAGGAGGACACCCAGCUGAAGGCCAGCCUCCUUCAGCUCACCAGAGAGUUGAAGGAACUCAAAGACAUCGAGGCUGAUCUUGAAAGACAGGAAAGGGAGAUCGACGAAGACACCACUGUCACCAUCCCUUCAGCCGUGUAUGUAGCUCAACUUUAUCGCCGAAUAAGUAAAAUUGAGUGGGAUUAUGAGUGUGAGCCAGGGAUGAUCAAAGGCAUCCAUCACGGCCCCAGCAUUGCCCAGCCCAUCCACCUGGACAGCACCCAGCUCUCCAAGAAAUUCAUCAGCGACUAUCUCUGGAGCUUGGUGGACACAGAGUGGUAGCCAGGAGCCUCUCGACUGUGUCUUAACAGUCCUACACAGUAGAAUCAGCCGUGGUGGGCGGUCGGUGCCUUGGUGGUGAGAUCAGCUUAAAAUUAAAUGUUUAUACACAAAUGA